AGAGAGCGGUAAUAGUGACAUGAACCACUUCUGACACCAAUAGUUGAGAAACAAAAUUUGAGGCUGAGAGGCAUUCGCUUAUACCGUUUCACCACAUUGACUUCGAACUUUGCUUGUAAGAGUUGACGACCAAGGCAAAUAUGUUCAUGUCUUUUCAGAGAUAAACUAAUGAGGGUUGUCACUUACCAACUUCUUGCACUAUUACUUCAAGUACAGAUAUCCUAUGAGGGCAGCACUACAUGUGGUCAGCGAUUUCUGAUUCAGAUUCCAACCGUGAGAUUCCCAUCCUACGACUCCUAUAACCCUAGAGUUACCUUUCUUAUGGUAACAGACUCUUCUGCAGCUGAGGUCAGUUUGCUGUAUCACAGGACAGAGCAAAAACGUGGCCCGGAUCGUUUCAUUUUAAAACAUUUAGUGUCACAGAGUACAGCGCCUCUGCCAGCAGAACUAUUACCAAAGGAGUACAAAGGUCCCGUGUGGACGUUUGAGUUUGUGUCGAAUAAGACAGACUUCUGUCUGUGUGUUCAUAUUGUAAUAACGUCCGAGUCGACCCUGAGGUGGAUGGUACUCCCUGUGGCUGGGUGGGGCCAGAAAUAUUACGUCGUCACGUUCCACUACGCCCCUUCCGUAACAGUGAUAGCCGCCGAGGAAUGUACUGUGAACAUAAAAAUCAGGCAUACUAACUCGGCGAAAACAGUGACCAAGUUUGGGAAAACUGUGCUGGAUAGUGCUGAGAUGCUGACUAUAUUACUCAAAAGGAAUGAGGCGUAUAACUUAGGAAUGUGUGAGAAUGUCAUUCAUGCCGUUGGUACUUUAACAGGGACAUAUAUAUUGAGUACCCAACCUAUUGGUGUCGCACAUGGAAGUUGCUAUCAACACUAUACCGUCGUAGAAGAUUGCAGGACUCCUGAUGAAAGUCAACUAGCUUUUGGCCGCAAAGAAAUGGUCUCAGACAUGGCACCUCCAGUGGAGAGCUACGGCCUAGAGUUUAUCACCCUCCCAAAGAACAUGAGCAAGCUGGCCCGCUACAUGGUCCUGGCCUCGGAGGCCAGCACCGAAGUCGAUGUUUCUUCAAUGAAAACGACAACUGUAUUGAAAAACCCUGGAGAUUUUCAAUACAUAGUAGUGAGUUUCAUGCCCACCAAGAUCUCUAGCUCAAAGGCAAUUCUCCUAGUCCUUGUAGCCUCGUCUCUGUGCAACAAAAUUUACCUUAGCGAUGUCUCUCCAGCUCUGGUCUACAUCAUGCCCGUCAAUUUAUACUAUUUCGAUUACAUUUUAUGCAUUCAUUCAGUUGAUUACCUGCAACAUGAGGUGAUAUUUAUAGCGUCCCGCUCUGUCAAAGAGUUUAUCUUGUUGGACGACCAAACGUUAACCAAUGCUUCAUGGCUUCCUGAAGAGGGCGAUUCUGAUUGGUACUUCACGACUAUUCCCUUGACUGCCACCCCAACUUGCCACCAAGCUGUCAUGAAUGUCAACAACGACGCUCGCUUCGGUUGCUACAUGUUCGGUUACAACAAAAAGGAGCGUCAAACGGGCUACCUGCUACCAGUGAGCUACAUCUCAUCUCCAAUCAACGCUCUCUGCCAAAUGUCUAGUCCGACGAUUGGCGACCUGGUGGACAAUGACUGCGAUAUGAUGAUAGAUGAAGAAUGGCUGGACGGCUUAGAUCAUGGUUACUGGAGCGAGUGGACGAGCUGGACCUGCUCCAAGAACUGUUCUGACGCUAACAUUUAUAGGGCCUGUGAUAACCCUGCACCGUCAAGUAGGGGAAAAAACUGCACCGGGACGAAAUUGGACAAACUUCCGGAAAUUUGUCAUCUGAACAUGUCAUGCCCUGGUCUAUGUCCGGACUAUAAAUGGGGCGAGCACUGUGCGGGAGAUUGCCCCAAAUGCAUAGACGUUUGCGACAAGUACAGCGGUGAAUGCAGUAAAUGUCAAUCAGGCUACAAGGAUCCCAUAAAUUCUUGCAAAUUGAAGUGUUUCAAAAGUGAAUUUGGAAUUAACUGUACCGGAAGUUGUGAAGAAAAAUGUGGCAGUGAUUGUUUGGAGUCUGUGGAAGGAACAUGUCCAGAAAACAUAACAGACUUAUACAUCUACCUCAUGAUGAUGCCUCUGAUACCCAUAAUGUCAUAUUUAAUAUUUAGGAGAAAAUCGAGCGAAAUUGUAACCAAAAUGGAGUCAGAAGCUGAUUUUAUUGAUCUGUCGUCUUCCAAAGAAAUUCCUACAAACUCAACAAGCUUAUAGAUUCGCAGUUUUAAUAGAAAGAAACAUUUUAAAUAGUCUCUUAGCGUGUUCCAACCAAUCGGCUUUAUGUUUGCUGCAGCAGGAUUAUAAGAUAAUAUCUGGCCGUUUGCGUUGAUAUGUCAUUCCUAUUUUCACAAUUUUUUUUUUGAUGAUGGAAAGGGACAGUAACUCUUUCAAACUAUUAAGUAGGACGCCCAUUAUCUGGAUGAAUUGGGAACAGGGAUCUGUCCGGAAAAUCAAUCAUCCGGAUAACUGAAUGCGGAAUAUUAUAAAUAUUGUUACUGUGUUUGUUAUUCAAAGAAUGAUUACUGUAAAACUAAAACGAUUUUCUUGUAUAAAAUGCUUUCAUCGACAUUGUCUAUUUGUGCAGUGAAUUGUAAUUGAAAGUUUCGAUAUUUUUUUUUCUACAUUAAA
This is a messenger RNA of Biomphalaria glabrata, 2658 nucleotides long. RefSeq lists its product as uncharacterized. NCBI's taxonomy places the organism in Eukaryota, Metazoa, Mollusca, Gastropoda, Planorbidae. Bases 169 to 2244 code for a protein of 691 amino acids. The transcript has 18 exons. The record is from RefSeq and is a predicted model, not a curated record.